GGCAACCCUGUUUGCAGGUGUGAUACGAAAAGAAACGGAAGCUAGUGUCGCAAAAUUUUUAUUUUCAGUAAGAGAAAACACAGAGGAUGAAAAUAUCAAUAGUGUUUAACGCAAUAUUGCUUCUUACCUGGCGCUUUCAAGCGAAAGCCGACUCUGCUCUUAAAACAGUUAGCGAUGAUGAUCUCGUGAAAUUGUUUCAUUCGCAUUCCAAUUUAGUUGUUUUAUUUUCGAAACCAAGUUGCGCCGAAUGUGAAAAAUUCGAGACUAUUCUUGUGAAUCUGAAGCAAGAGAUCAAGGACAAUCUGGAAGCUGAUGUUAUGAAAGUGAAAAGCAGUCAAAUGGUACGACUUUAUAGUCCUUCGAAAGAACCCGCUGUCGUGUUCUUUAGACAUGGUGUCCCUCUGCUAUAUGACGGACCUGUUAACGAAGACUCGCUUAUUGGCAAAUUUGUGCAGAACAAAGAUCCCAAUGUAAGGGAAUUGUCAGAUGAAAAUUUCGAACAUCUUACGCAAGCUUCUAGUGGAGCAACAACGGGUGACUGGUUGAUUAUGUUCUAUACAUCCAACUGUGUCGAUUGCAAACGGUUGACAGCUAUAUGGGAAGCUGUUGCUGCCGAUCUCAAAGCUAGGAUGAACGUUGCUCUCAUCGAAAAAGACGGAAAAGGAAGCGAAACGGCAGAAAGAUUCGGUAUCACAGAGGUGCCGACCGUUAUAUUUUUACGGCAAGGAAAAUUCUAUCGAUAUGAAGUAGGGAAAAUGGAUAUUAAAUCGCUUGUUUCCUUCGCUCAAGACUGGUACAAGAACACUACACCUCACAAGGUUCCUGUGCCACCAUCACCUUUCGAUACAUUUGUCGAUAAGACUGUGAACUACCUCCAACUCAUUCCUGAAUUGAUUGUUACGCUGCACAACGAAUACCCUGUGUUGUUUUACUCGGUCAUUGGUCUGUUCGGCUUCGUAACACUUGGAUUCGCAGCAGCAAUUCUUUUAGCAAUUAUUACACGCUGCAAAGCAGCCGCCAAAAGCAGAAAAGCGAAAACAAAAAAGGCUAAGUGAUAUAUUUUUUUAUUCUUCAAAUAUAAUUUAGAGUUAGCUCUAAUUUUCAUGUAAACUAAGAGUAAUAAAAAAGAGAAGUAAAAUCCA
Molecule: messenger RNA, 1142 nt
Organism: Wyeomyia smithii (pitcher-plant mosquito)
Lineage: Eukaryota; Metazoa; Arthropoda; Insecta; Diptera; Culicidae
Product: thioredoxin domain-containing protein
Exons: 6
Coding region: 87-1055 (322 amino acids)
Source: RefSeq, a predicted model, not a curated record